This is a messenger RNA of Trypanosoma conorhini, 1983 nucleotides long. RefSeq lists its product as uncharacterized. Lineage: Eukaryota; Euglenozoa; Kinetoplastea; Trypanosomatida; Trypanosomatidae. The transcript has a single exon. The record is from RefSeq and is a predicted model, not a curated record. The coding region runs from base 1 to 1983 and encodes 660 amino acids.
AUGGCCGGCGCCAACUUCCCAGCCGAGGUUCAGGGGUUGCCGGGUGGACUUCUCUCCGCAAAUCUAUUUGUGGUCUGCCUCAGUGUCGUUCUCCUCUGCUCCGUUGGUGUGGUCUCCAUGGGGCUCACGAGUUCACUCUCAAGCAAUUACCUUGAGGUGACGAAUAGCCGAAAUGUAGUGUACAACUCUUCACACAACGGCACCGUGGAGCCCAAUGCUGUACUGCUUAUUCCAGAGUUUGCCAUUGAUAUUGGGAUGUUGUAUUUCACGAUUGGUGUGAGCUUCUUCUCCCGAAAGCAAUGGAAUGUGCUCCCGUUGCCGCCCUUUUAUCACCGGGAGGGAGCAAUGCAGCCGCCUCUCCCUGAGGACAUUCUCCUCGCCUAUUUAAAGGCCAGAAAAGAUGCGCUUCAAUUUGGGUAUGCGACAGCAGAGGCUUGUGGAGGUGACUCUGCUGCAAAAAUCAUGUAUAGUAGUCGUUUUGUCUUUGCUGCAACAGUCAUUGGGACUCUCUGUGGAUUGGGCAUCAUCGUUGUGGUGUCCGUUUUUUUCUUUCAUUUGCGAAAGCAAGUCAGUCUGCCCAAGGCACAGGUUCGUGUGAAGCAGAAGUGCCUUGUUGUGAGGCUCACCGGAGAGGAAAAGGAACUCAAAAAUUUUAUUAGGUUACAUGAAUCUGAGAGACGUUGGGAGCACUAUGUGAUUCUUGUAUUGCUUCUUCUUAGCGUCGUGGGAACUGUAUUUCUCGUCACAGCCGAGGUGGUGGAACGACAUCUACACUCCUCCGCAUUGAAGUGCGGCAGGCCCUUCUGCAGCGUGUAUGAAGAGGCCAUGGCCAGUCUUUUGCGGGCUCUUGGAGUGAGUGGGCAUAGGUUCUCUUGCCAAGUUGGGUACUCUUCUGUGCUUUUGUUUGUUGUCACCAUCCUGAACGGUGUGUUAUUUUUAUUGGUUUUGUUGUUAGCUGCGCUGCACUUCUUCAUGAGCCACACAACUGUGAGGCUGACCCGCGUCAGAAAGGGCACGGAAAGACAACCGGGUGAAGGUGGGGAACUGAACCCCAUAUGCUCGGCGUAUGCGCCUCGGGAUCUGCGUAGCCCAUACAACGAUAACUUUGACGCCAAUCACUCUGUGACACUGCCGAAGGCUGCAACAAGUGCCUCGGAAAAUGGGAGAGUUGAGAGCUGCCAGUUUGUUUAUUCCACUGAAGCAGAAAGUGACGUGGGAGAAGUGGCUGAGUUAAAGACGGACUUCGGGAGCUUUCUUUGUCGUCAGCGCCGUGCGCUUGCUAAGAGAGAGGAAGUUGCACGUGGUGCCAUAUAUCACGAGCAUCAAUUUGUGUUUUGUACGCAGUUUUUUUGGAUGAGACAAAAACUUUGGCUGGGCGAGCUGCUCUGCAUGCUCCACCUGCAUUCUAUCAACUGCUACCUUGGACGUAUACUCGACCUACAGGUGAAGGAAACGUACUGUAGACAGACACUCUUGUGGAAGAAUAGCGCGAAGCUCUUGAGUAAAUUGCGUGGGUUGGAAAAGGAAGGUUACACGUCUGAGGCUGCAUUGCGGGGUACGAAGAAGGCAACAGCUUUGGUGCGUGCCGCAGGUGACGAGGUGAUGUGCUCUGUGUCUCACUAUGCUGUGAAGGACGGCAGUUACCGUUGCCAGCUGCCGACAGAGGGGUGGCUAAACAGCGCCACCAAGGCUGUGACCGAUGCAGCGACGGAGACAAGGCAUGCUGAACUUGCGUGUGGGUACGGAAUUUCAAGUCCUGAGUUUUCACUAGCCUCUGCAGAUAUGAGUUCAUCCGAAACAUUGCAACGAAAUCCCUUCCCUCCGUUCAGGUUGGAUGUGCCCCUCGAUGGCGCGCUAAGCAUGGAAAAGCAGGGUACUGUGGAUAAGUUUCUCGCGAAUGGCUACGCGAAGCUCAUUCAAGAUGCUAACAGACCAAUUCGCCUAAGACGUGGUGCACUUUUUGGAACGGACGCAUGGAAUUAA